UUUCAGAGUUCCUUGAUGAUGGAUAAAACAAUUCAGCAUCCCAGCGUGGGUCUGUCUAAUCGAACUAUUGUAAAUAGGAGCAACUCACAGUUCUCAGACUUCGAGUCAUGUCAGCUUUCUUUCCCUGUGGUCUUCUUGCUCAUCACGGCUUACACCGUAGUUACCAUAGUAGGGCUUUUUGGAAACCUUUGCCUGAUUAUUAUAAUAAAAAGACAGAAAGAAGCUCAAAAUGUUACAAAUAUUCUGAUUGCCAACCUCUCCUUAUCGGACGUCAUGAUAUGCAUCAUGUGCAUUCCCGUCACUGUUGCAUACGCUUUGAUGGACUACUGGAUUUUUGGCGAAGCCAUGUGUAAAAUAAGCUCGUUUGUACAAAGCAUGUCUAUCACAGUCUCUAUAUUCUCACUUGUACUAAUUGCUGUUGAGAGAUACCAGCUAAUAGUAAAUCCCCGUGGCUGGAAGCCUAAUAUUUCACAUGCUUACUGGGGAAUUAUCUUAAUUUGGGGGUUUGCCCUCAUCAUAUCCAUUCCUUUUUUCAUAUUUCAUCAAUUGACUGAUGAACCCUUUAAAAAUCUCUCUCUCCAUGGUGAUUUCUACAAGAACAAAGUUGUUUGCAUUGAGACAUGGCCAUCCGUUACAGAGCGACUGAUUUUCACCACCAGUCUCCUGGUUUUCCAGUACUGCUUCCCACUGGGUUUUAUUUUUAUCUGUUAUCUCAAGAUAUCUGUAUGUCUCCGACGGAGACACGGUAAAGUGGAUAGGAUGAGGGAGAAUGAGAGCAGACUAAAUGAGAACAGAAGGAUUAACAUGAUGCUGAUUUCAAUUGUCGUGACCUUUGCUGCUUGCUGGUUGCCUCUGAAUAUAUUUAAUGUUGUUUUUGACUGGAAUUAUGAAGCCUUGAUGAACUGCCACCAUAAUCUAGUGUUUACAUUAUGCCACUUAGUAGCCAUGAUCUCAACCUGCAUCAACCCCAUCUUUUAUGGAUUUCUUAACAAGAAUUUCCAGAAGGAUUUAAUAGUGUUAAUUCACCACUGCAGAUGCUUGGCAUCUCAGGAGGCUUAUGAAAACAUCGCCCUUUCAAACCUGCAAACAGACAACUCUAAGGGGUCCCUGAAAUCCAAUAACAUGCCAGUGACUAUUUAA
This is a messenger RNA of Alligator sinensis (Chinese alligator), 1140 nucleotides long. Its product is annotated as neuropeptide Y receptor type 6-like. The coding region runs from base 16 to 1140 and encodes 374 amino acids. The record is from RefSeq and is a predicted model, not a curated record. Gene Ontology annotation, molecular function: neuropeptide Y receptor activity; neuropeptide binding. NCBI's taxonomy places the organism in Eukaryota, Metazoa, Chordata, Crocodylia, Alligatoridae. Gene Ontology annotation, cellular component: neuron projection; plasma membrane. The transcript has a single exon. Gene Ontology annotation, biological process: G protein-coupled receptor signaling pathway.